UGAGGCGAUCACUCACUUCACUUGGAGGAAAGAGAAGGAAGGAAGCUGAGAGCUUAGCAGGGUAUCAUUGGACAGGACAUGGCUCCACGGUCCCGGCGACAAAGGCACAGGAAACCCCCCUUAUCAGUGGCUCCACCCACAGUUGUGACCCCAGUGCCUCUGACACUCCCCAAAUCUGGCCCUAGCAUUGAUACACUUGGCUUCUUCUCCUUGGAGAAAAAUGUUCCUGGUCUAUCCCAGGUGAUUCUUCAAAAGCUGAACAUGAAAAGCUAUGAAGAAUACAAGUUGGUGAUAGAUGGUGGUACCCCUGUAUCAGGCUUCGGAUUUCGAUGUCCUCAAGAAAUGUUCCAGAGGAUGGAGGACACUUUCCGAUUCUGUGCUCACUGUAGAGCACUCCCUAGCGGCCUUUCAGAUUCCAAGGUCCUCCGGCACUGCAAAAGGUGCAGAAAUGUCUAUUACUGUGGUCCAGAGUGCCAGAGGUCAGACUGGCCAGCACACAGGACAGUUUGUCAAGAGCUUCGUCUUGUGGCUGUGGACCGUCUCAUGGAAUGGCUUCUGGUCACAGGUGAUUUCGUCCUACCUUCAGGACCUUGGCCGUGGCCACCUGAAGUUGUACAAGAUUGGGACACCUGGUUUUCUAUGAGGGGGUUACAGCUAGAUGCUACACUGGAUGCUGUGAUAGGUAGUCAUGCCAUGACCACCCUAUGGACCAGUGUAGGACGGCCAAGGCCAGACCCGGAUGUCCUGCAGGGCUCUUUGAAGCGGCUGCUUACAGAUGCCCUGUCACGGCCCUUGACUCUGGGCCUAGGGGUUAGGGCCUUGGGGAUAGAGGUUGGGAAGAUUGGGGGAAGCACAGUACAUGUGAUUGGUGCUUCCCAUGUGGAGACAUUUCUUACUCGCCCUGGAGACUAUGAUGAACUUGGCUACAUGUUUCCUGGACACCUUGGCUUCCGUGUGAUCAUGGUGGGUGUAGACGUGGCUACUGGCUUUUCACAGAGCACCUCAACUUCAUCCCUGGAACCUGGCACAAUUCAGCUUAUUGGCCACAGGGGCCUCUAUCAUGACUUCUGGGAGGAGCAGGUAGAGACUGGGCAGAUAGCCCGUCCAGAUUUGGUGGUGGCAUUCCAUCCAGGUUUCCAUUCCUCUCCGGACUUGAUGGAAGCUUGGCUGCCCACUCUGCUGCUACUUCGUGACUAUGAGAUCCCUACAUUGAUUACUGUUUACAGCCAUCAGGAAUUGGCAGCCUCUUUGCAGAUUCUGGUGGACCUGGAUACACACAUCACUGCCUAUGGAGCUAACCCUUUCACAUCCCUCAAACCUGAACAGGUCUAUUCGAACCCCAACAAGCAGCCAGUAUACUGUUGUGCCUACUAUAUCAUGUUUCUUGGAAGCUCCUGGCAGCUGGAUAAGAGGCAAUUGGAAGAUAAAGUUGAUGGUGGGGUUUAAAUAGCUGAGCCAGGUCCUGAGUAGAUGUCUGGAAAAUGGGGAAGUUGUGAUAAAAUUACCCUGCUGAUGCCAGGAUGUUGCCAGGUUUGAAACCUACUGUGUCCUAAACUUCAUUCACUGUCUGGGUAAAGAUUUUAAGCUAAAUGAGAGCUCCUGUAUGAUGUGGUUAGCCACAAUAGCUUCUAAAGAUAGGACUCUAGAUGUAGUAGGUGGCGAGAGGCCCUGGUGUCAGUCUUUCCAGAGUCUAGAGUUCCCAACAGUUUCCUUUGUUAGGAAGUUUGAUCUUUUGACUGGAACCAGAUGGCACUGAGAAGGGAAUGAGAACUAUCUUAUUCCUCUGAAAAAGACUUUCUUCUUAUCCAGAAAUCUGGGCCAAAAAAUGGAGAGCUGUUAAUGUCUUUUAGUGGUGCAAGAAUCGAUAAGUCAGGGAAGUUGUUGGAACAUGGGGGAGGUUGUAAAGAUUUUGGCUUUUUUGAGAAAAAUGUCUCGUUUUCUUAUUUCCUCUUGGGGACUUUUGACCCUAGAGCAGCCCUGGUGUUGUAUUUUAGAUAUCCCCAGGUAUGUUAGACUUUACCUUAAUAUACUGAAGUUAUUUG
Messenger RNA from Cynocephalus volans (Philippine flying lemur), 2042 nucleotides. It is a transcript of the gene MSS51, whose product is annotated as MSS51 mitochondrial translational activator. The record is from RefSeq and is a predicted model, not a curated record. NCBI's taxonomy places the organism in Eukaryota, Metazoa, Chordata, Mammalia, Dermoptera, Cynocephalidae. The transcript is spliced from 7 exons. The coding region runs from base 79 to 1446 and encodes 455 amino acids.